Messenger RNA from Eptesicus fuscus (big brown bat), 1571 nucleotides. It is a transcript of the gene DNAJC28, whose product is annotated as DnaJ heat shock protein family (Hsp40) member C28. The coding region runs from base 1 to 1248 and encodes 415 amino acids. The transcript has 2 exons. The record is from RefSeq and is a predicted model, not a curated record. Lineage: Eukaryota; Metazoa; Chordata; Mammalia; Chiroptera; Vespertilionidae.
AUGCGCGGAGGCGCGGCGUGGGGGCGGGAGCCGCGCAGCCCCUUCCCCGCGGCGGUGAAGAUCAUUGCUAGGAAGAACUCUGGGCGUGAUAACACCUUGUAUGUGAUGAUGGCUCAACUCUUAAGAUCUCGUCUGAUAAACGCUGCAGUGAUUCGUAAUCGAAUGAACGUGCUUUCAUCUCUUGGAGUCGUUAGAAACAGGAUGAUGUCAACUCAGAAAUCACCAAAGAAGAUGAGAGAAUAUUACAGGCGGCUGAACCUGGAAGAAGGAUGCUCUGCAGACGAUGUCAGGGAAUCUUUUCGGAAGCUCGCCAAGCAAUACCAUCCAGACAGUGGCUCUCCCACGGCGGAUUCUGCGACGUUUAUAAAGAUCGAAGAAGCGUACAGGGCGGUGCGCUCCCACGUGAUGCAGCAAACCAGUGCCAGGCAGAAGAAAAUCGAAGAUGCAGAGGAUGAGGAAGAAAACUCCAAAUACAAAGCUCCCCAGCACAGGCAUUACUUAAGCUUCGAAGGUAUUGGUUUUGGAACGCCAAGUCAACGAGAGAAGCAGUACAGGCAGUUCAGAGCGGACCGUGCCGCUGAGCAGGUGUUGGAAUAUCAGAAGCAGAAACUGCAUAGCCAGUACUUCCCUGAAGGUUUAACUGUCAAAGAUGUGAGACACAGUAAAGAACAAAAGAUAACUCAAGCAAUAGAGCGCUUAGUGGAGGAUCUCAUUCAGGAGUCUAUGGCCAGGGGAGACUUCGAUAACCUCAGUGGGAAAGGAAAGCCUCUACAGAAGUUUUCUGGCUGUUCAUACAUUGAUCCCAUGACUCACAACCUGAACAGAAUAUUGAUAGAUAACGGAUACCAACCAGAAUGGAUCCUAAUGCAAAAGGAGAUAAAGGAUACUAUUGAUCAACUCCGAGAGUCCAUUGUAGUGUCCAGGAAAAAACUGGGGAACCCCAUGACGCCCACGGAACAGACACAGUGGAAGCAAGUUUGUGAGCAGUUUCAGGAAGACAUCAGAAAACUGAACAAGCGAGUGAACGAUUUUAACUUGAUUGUUCCCCUCCUAACCAGGCAAAAGGUCCAUUUCGAUGCGCAGAAAGAAAUCGCAAGAGCCCAGGGAGUAUACGAGACCCUUAUCAAAUCCAAAGAAGCCGCAGAGGGAAACGCAAACAGCAUUGAUCAGGGUGAAGGGGAGAAAACACCUGGAGUCAGGACAGGGUUUUUCAACUGGACGAAUGUGUGGAAAUUCAUUAAAACCUGACCAUUUCAACGUUCACAGCCCCGGCCCAAAUCAUCUUCCGCUGUGCUGACGUCACACAUAGAGGCUGUUACACAGGCGUCAGAGAACCGUGUGCCGUACUUUUCACAAAACUGGUCACAGCUCCGGUGAUGUGUGAGGAGAAAGCUGGAGGAGACUGGCACAGAAAUGUUCAGCCAGCUUUGCUCUGGGAAAAUAGCAAGGGAAGAAGAGACGCCCUAAGAAAAAACAAUUUAAUCCAUUUCCAAGUUUAGUUGUCAGUCAUCAGGUGAGAUGCGUUAGGACAGGGGCUUGGGCUGGGAAUCAUAAAGGGUAUUCCAAACGUC